AUGCAAACACGUUCAAUAUUAGAUACAAGUUCAAAUACUUUAUUUACAAAUAUUGAACGGUUAGGUACACGUGAUUUAUUAUCCUAUGAACAACUUUCAUAUGAUGCUAUAUUAACAUCAAUCCAAAGUAAUAAUACAUUACCAUUAUCAGUUAGUUAAUGUAAGUCUCACAUAUGUUUUAAUAAUCGACAAAUAGAACUCUAAGUUAAAAG
Messenger RNA from Rotaria sp. Silwood1, 212 nucleotides. The record is from the annotation of a GenBank genome assembly. Lineage: Eukaryota; Metazoa; Rotifera; Eurotatoria; Philodinida; Philodinidae.